GCAAGAAGGCGCACCAAUCAUUUUCAAGGGCGCAGAGGUCGACGUCUGACGCGCAAGAUUUCUUCUUACCGAUAAAGCAUCAGCUCGUUCUACAAGGCGCAUGUCUGCAGGUUUUUUGCUGUCCGAAAUCGGGCAAAUCAUUUAAUCAUACCAAACGCGCAAAAGCAUCCGCGGAAGUUCGGCUUGUGUCAUAUUCGCCCUUGGUUUGCCCGAAAGUUUGUUUUUGAUUGCUGUUGUGGUAUUCCCGAAAGUCCCAUCGCAAUGGACCCCAAAGAUCCCCUCAAAAACACGGAUGCCUGGAAGAAGCUGCAGACAUAUGUGGAUGAUAAAGCGAAAAAGCUGCACAUGCGUCAGCUGUUCGAAGAUCCGAAGCGCUUUGAAAAUUAUAGUCUGACCAUCAAAACUCCGAAAGAUGGGGACAUCCUUUUGGAUUAUUCGAAAAAUAUUAUAGACGAUCAUUCCUGGCCCUUGCUUCUCGAUCUGGCGCGCGCACGUAAGGUUGAAGAUGCCCGAGCGGCCAUGUUCAGCGGUCAAAAGAUCAACUUUACGGAAAACCGCGCUGUACUGCACAUUGCCCUUCGCAACCGGUCAAAGAGUGGCAUUACGGUCGAUGGCCAAGACGUUAUGCCAGGCGUCAACAAGGUUCUGGAGCAGAUGAAAGAUUUUGUGAAUAAAGUUUGUGGCGGGACCUGGAAAGGCUAUACCGGAAAAGCCAUCACCGACGUGGUCAACAUCGGCAUCGGCGGCUCUGACCUUGGCCCGGUGAUGGUGACCGAGGCGCUACGCUCUUACUCUGGCAAAAUCAAGGCUCAUUUUGUUUCAAAUAUCGAUGGCACUCAUUUGGCGGAGAUUCUGAAAUUGGUUGAUCCGGAGUCUACGCUGUUCUUGGUGGCUUCAAAGACAUUCACCACCCAGGAAACGAUGACUAAUGCCGAAUCUGCUCGUACCUGGUUUUUGCAAAAAGCGAAGGAUCAAAAACAUGUUGCCCUGCAUUUCGCUGCUCUGUCAACAAACGAUAAAAAAGUCAAGGAAUUUGGAAUCGACGAGAAAAAUAUGUUUCCGUUUUGGGACUGGGUUGGAGGCCGUUACUCUCUGUGGUCAGCCAUUGGCCUUUCAAUCGCUUUGUUUGUCGGAUGGGAUAAUUUUGAGCAGCUGCUGGAAGGCGGGCAUUUCAUGGACAAGCACUUUCAGGAAACACCUCUGGAAAAGAACGCUCCGGUGAUUCUGGCAUUGUUGGGUGUUUGGUACAGCAAUUUUUUCGGUGCCGAAACCCAUGCCCUUCUUCCGUACGACCAGUACAUGCACCGUUUUGCCGCAUACUUCCAACAAGGCGACAUGGAAUCCAACGGGAAAUACGUGAACCGUAGUGGAAAGAAGGUGGACUACACGACCGGGCCGGUGAUUUGGGGCGAGCCCGGAACAAAUGGACAGCAUGCAUUCUACCAGUUGAUCCAUCAGGGGACUCGUAUUAUCCCGUGCGAUUUUAUUGCUCCAGUCGAAACGCAUAACCCGAUCAAGAGGGGGCUGCAUCAUACUAUUCUGUUGGCUAAUUUCUUUGCCCAAACGGAAGCACUGAUGCGAGGAAAAACCACAGAAGAAGCUAAAAAAGAGCUGGAGAAAUCAGGAAUGAGUGGGGCUGAUUUGGAGAAGAUUUUGCCGCACAAAGUGUUUGAAGGCAAUCGCCCAACUAAUUCUAUAAUGGUGCAGAAAGUUACUCCGUUUACCCUUGGAGCUCUCAUUGCUCUGUACGAGCAUAAAAUCUUCGUCCAAGGCGUUAUUUGGGACAUCAACUCGUAUGACCAAUGGGGUGUGGAACUGGGCAAGCAAUUGGCCAAUGUUAUUCUGCCCGAGUUGUCUGGAGAUGCGGAAGUGAAAACCCACGAUUGUUCUACCAACGGGCUGAUCAAUUUCUUCAAAAAACAUCUUAAGCAGCCACUAGGUGGAGGAAAAACCGGUGCGGGUAUGGACAUUUAAAUGUAAGCGACAGUGGGAUUCUGUCUGCAGCUAGCGGGGCUUUAGUUGCUGGUGGUGGUUAAAUCAAGAAAUAUUCUGGUGUUCUUCGAUUGUGAUAGAUUACAAAUGACUGCUUUACUUUCGCGUUUAAGUUCGCUGCUGUUUAGAUUUAAUUUUAUUUUCCCGUUUUUGUUUGGAUUCCCUUCGUGUUUCAGACGUUGAAUCAUGAAAAUAAAAAGCUUUUAAGCCAUUAAAUGAAGUGGAUUG
This is a messenger RNA of Paramacrobiotus metropolitanus, 2220 nucleotides long. RefSeq names its product glucose-6-phosphate isomerase-like. Gene Ontology annotation, biological process: gluconeogenesis; glucose 6-phosphate metabolic process; glycolytic process. Gene Ontology annotation, cellular component: cytosol. The coding region runs from base 262 to 1974 and encodes 570 amino acids. The transcript is spliced from 9 exons. Lineage: Eukaryota; Metazoa; Tardigrada; Eutardigrada; Parachela; Macrobiotidae. Gene Ontology annotation, molecular function: glucose-6-phosphate isomerase activity; monosaccharide binding; carbohydrate derivative binding. The record is from RefSeq and is a predicted model, not a curated record.